Racocetra persica is the source of this 701-nucleotide messenger RNA. Lineage: Eukaryota; Fungi; Glomeromycota; Glomeromycetes; Diversisporales; Gigasporaceae. The record is from the annotation of a GenBank genome assembly.
UUUCAUCAAAAGAACGGAAAAAGCACAAUUGGAUAAAUAGUUCUCGGAUCAAGCCUACUUGUGGUGGUGCCUCCUUGCCAUUUCCAAUAAAUCCUUUAUUAAACCCCGAAUAUAGAAAUAAAAAUAUGCUAAAAAAACCGAUUAAAAAAACUCCAAACCAAGAACUUAAACAGGCUUACGAUUUAGUGAUUAAGGACUUAUUUGCUAACUUAAAAAAAGCCAAAGACGGAGCCAAAAUAAAAUUAGUAGUCGCUGCCACUUGCGUCGGUCUCUAUUUUUAUGGUUCGCAAGUUAAAAAUAACGAAUACCUGAAAUUAUUGCCCGUACAAAAUAAUCAACAGCAGGCUAAUUCAAGCACUCAAAACCAGACAAACUAUCAACAACCACCUCAGCAAUCUCAACCUCAACAACCUUCUAUAAUAAUGAAAUUGGUGGCUUCUUGUUUACCGGUAUUGUUAGAGCAAUUUGCGGGUCCCAUGGUUCCCUCUAUGGGAGGCCAGGCCGCAGAAAAUCAAUUAGUUAUGUCUCAGGUGCUUUCUCUGCUACAACAAAUCAACCAAAGAUUAACCAUUCUUGAAAAUAGUGCCACCCAGCAAUUCACUGCUUUAAAUCAACAAGUUCAAAGCAUUAAGUCCGUCCGUUUAACUCACCAAAAGGAAACCAAAGCCAUUGAUUAUAAUUUACAGAACGAACAGCAAUAA